AUAUAAAACGGCCCCAGGUGAUAGCUCCCCAGUUUUUACCUUGCCUAUCCUCUCCUCUCCUCUCCCCAGCCAGAAGCCACGACUAUUUGUAAUUAUCUCCUCCAUCUGGACAUUCGUCGACCCACCGGAAAAAUUCGUCUAGAGAGGAAUUGAAAAAAAAAAAUCAAGAAAACUUCCCAGCCAGAUCGAGAGAUCGAGAUCUGGGAACCUCGGAGCCGACGGCGGCGAUGGCCCUCCUCCGCCUCGUCCUCCUCCUCGCGGUGGCGAUCCUGGCCUCCUUCCGGCCGUCGGCUGCGGAGAUCCGGGUGACGGAGGUCCGAUCCGACGGGCGGACCAUCAUCCCCUUCGACGAGUUCGGCUUCACCCACAACGGCGUCCUGGAGCUCAACGUCUCCGGGAUCUCCUUCUCCGACCCCUCCCCGGCCCUCGACCUCUCCCAGCUCGGCUUCUUCCUCUCCACCCGCGACGCCUGGAUCCACGUCCUCCAGCAGCUCCAGGAGCGCGACAUCACCUGUCCCCUCGGCUCCUCCCUCGUCAAGCACGUCUACUUCUUGAACCAACUCAAUAAUCCCAACCCCAACCCCAGCGGCCUCUCCAUCCCCCGCUCCACCUUCUUCGGCACCGUCUUCUCCCAGUCCGAUCCCGGCCAGUACACCCUCGUCUUUGCCAACUGCCUCCGCGGCCUCCGCGUCUCCAUGACCGUCCGCUCCGCCAUGUACAACCUCGAUCCCCACACCGGCCACCGUGCCUACCUCUCCGCCGGCGCCGCCUCCCUCCCCCUAAUCUACUUCCUUCUCUUCCUCGCCUACGCCGCCCUCGCCGCCGCCUGGGUCGCCGUCCUCCUCCGCAAGCGCAGCGCCGUCUUCCGCAUCCACUACUUCAUGCUCGCGGUCGUCGUCCUCAAGGCCCUCAACCUCCUCUGCGAGGCCGAGGACAAGUCCUACAUCGAGCGCACCGGCAGCGCCCACGGCUGGGAUGUCCUCUUCUACAUCUUCAGCUUCCUCAAGGGCAUCUCCCUCUUCACCCUCAUCGUCCUCAUCGGCACCGGUUGGUCCUUCCUCAAGCCCUACCUCCAGGAGCGCGAAAAGAAGGUCCUCAUGGUCGUCAUCCCCCUCCAGGUCGUCGCCAACAUCGCCCAGGUCGCCAUCGACGAGUCCAGCCCCUACGCUCGCGACUGGGUCAACUGGAAGCAGGUCUUCCUUCUCGUCGACGUCGUCUGCUGCUGCGCCGUCCUCUUUCCCAUCGUCUGGUCCAUCAAGAACCUCCGCGAGGCGGCCCGGACCGACGGCAAGGCCGCUGUCAACCUCAUGAAGCUCACCCUGUUCCGCCAGUACUACGUCGUCGUCAUCUGCUACAUCUACUUCACCCGCGUCGUUGUCUACGCCUUCGUCACCAUCACCUCCUACCGCUACCUCUGGACCAGUGUUGUCGCCGGGGAGCUCGCCACCCUCGCCUUCUACAUCUUCACCGGUUACAAGUUCAAGCCAGAGGUGCACAACCCCUACUUUGUGAUCGACGAUGAGGAAGAGGAGGCCGCUGCCGAGGCUCUCAAGCUUGAUGAUGAGUUUGAGUUGUGAUGCAGAUGAUGGAUCAACAAAUGGUCUUCCUUUUAACCAAAGGUGAUGACCCUGUGUACUAUGGCCAGAACAAUAGGAGGAUAGAGGUGGGAUCUAGUAUUUCUUUUCAUCUUCUCUUUUCAUUUCUUUCUUUUUUAUUUUUUGGCCUUACUUUUAUUGGGAUUCUCGAAUUGAUAUCAUAAGAAGCUUGGAGCUCUAGUUUAUCUUCAUACUGUAGCAUGUAUGUCUAAGUUUACUUAUCUACUAUGGAUUUUAAUUGAUUCCACUUGUACCUGCAUAGCAAGCAUACAAGUAUAUUUUGGUUCAUUGCUAUGCUCUA
Phoenix dactylifera (date palm) is the source of this 1896-nucleotide messenger RNA. NCBI's taxonomy places the organism in Eukaryota, Viridiplantae, Streptophyta, Magnoliopsida, Arecales, Arecaceae. The record is from RefSeq and is a predicted model, not a curated record.